AUGGCACAGCCUGAGAGGAAGAGAGCAGCCCCGGGCGUGUCGGCACUUGACGUGGUCGUCAUGACGCGUGCCAAGGCGCGCAGGACGGGCCCGGCGGUCCCGGCCACCAUCGCCUGGGGCGCUGCACUGCCGCCGCCCAGCCAGAGCCUGAAGGGCGGCGCCGCCGCGCCGUGGCUCGCGGCGGCCGACGCGCGCAGCCAGCCGCUGGAGCAGCCGCGGCUCCCUGACGACGUCAGCAGCACCACCGCCAGCCCCCAGCUCGCGCCCGGAGACGCGCCCGAGGCGCCGCCCCGGCUUGUGCUGCCGUCGCGGCUGCACUGCGACGAGCGGCGCGCCGCCGCGGCGCCGCCCGACGCGUGCCCGGACCAGCG
Monoraphidium neglectum is the source of this 371-nucleotide messenger RNA. RefSeq lists its product as hypothetical. The transcript has a single exon. The record is from RefSeq and is a predicted model, not a curated record. Lineage: Eukaryota; Viridiplantae; Chlorophyta; Chlorophyceae; Sphaeropleales; Selenastraceae. The annotation marks the transcript as partial.